Oncorhynchus keta (chum salmon) is the source of this 5002-nucleotide messenger RNA. RefSeq names its product eukaryotic elongation factor 2 kinase-like. Gene Ontology annotation, biological process: protein phosphorylation. The coding region runs from base 470 to 2749 and encodes 759 amino acids. The transcript has 19 exons. Lineage: Eukaryota; Metazoa; Chordata; Actinopteri; Salmoniformes; Salmonidae. The record is from RefSeq and is a predicted model, not a curated record. Gene Ontology annotation, molecular function: calmodulin binding; calcium ion binding; elongation factor-2 kinase activity.
CUGCAAAGAUACGUGCAGGGAGUACAAGUCGCAGUGGCGGACGGGUGGACCAAGGGCGCCUUCAACAAAAAAAAACGUUUUGGAAUGUUCAGAUAGAGAUGUCAUGAAUAGAUGCAACAUGAUUCCUUGGUCUUGUUCUUCUAUAUAUUUAUAUCUGAAACGUUCGACAACGUUUGGUAACUGAACGUGGCCCAGGGAACAGACAAAACAGAGAAGCGCGACUCGCCCUGGAUCCUCAGGCCAGAAUCCACCACAGUCCAGCAGUGGUCCUCUGAUUUGGCAUGCACCUGGAGUAACAGCUGUCAAGCUAGCAACUACCUGAAAACUGCAAAUACCGCCAGACAGACAAACCGCAGGAGACGAAGAGGAAGUUGGUGGAGGAUUGUCAGGGCAUGCAUAUUUUCAUCAAGUAGUCUCUGUCCACCGUUAUUCAGAUUAGUACUCAUCACACAGACCCCUACCAGUCAACAUGGAGGAUGAACUGAUAUUCAGUAUGGAUGAGGUGGGCAGUGCCCAACGUAACCCACUGCAACAGAGGACCCCUGAUCAACGGGCCCCAUCUCUAAGUAACGCUUACGAUAGCGACGAGGACGACUACUACAUCUGUCCAAUCACAGACGACCCUGUCAGCCAGGCCGAAGACAUCUGUGGCUAUUUAAAGAAUCUCGUCCACAGCAAGCAGCUGUCUAACUCCCCCAAAAACUCCUUCUCCUACAAGAAUGAAACGGAGAAAGAAAUUCCACAACAGUCUGUCGGGUUUGGGGCGUUUUCUGACAAUGCACGGGCGGUGUGGAAAAGAGCCAUAGAGAAGGCCAAGGCCAUGCCUGACCCAUGGGCUGAGUUUCACCUGGAAGAAGUCAAGACAGAGCCAUGCAUACGAUACAGGUACAAUGCAAUCACGGCGGCAUGGUCUCAAGAUACAGUGCACAUCAAGGUUUCUGGCCAGCCUUUUGGACGCGGGGCCAUGAGGGAAUGCUUCAGAACGAAGAAGCUGUCUAACUUCUCCCAUAGUAGUAACUGGAAGUGUGCGUGUAACUAUGUGACGAAGCGCUACAUGGAGCCUGUGGACAGGGAUGUGUACUUUGAGGAUGUCAGGCUGCAGAUGGAGGCCAAACUCUGGGGAGAAGAGUACAACCGCCACAGGCCACCCAAACAGGUGGACAUCAUGCAGAUGUGUGUGAUUGAGAUGAUGGAGCGUCCAGGUAAACCUCUGUACCACCUGGAACACUACAUAGAGGGGAAGUACAUCAAAUACAACUCCAACUCUGGCUUCGUCAAGGAUGACAACAUCAGGCUCACUCCACAGGCAUUCAGUCACUUCUCGUUUGAACGUUCGGCCCACCAGCUGAUCGUGGUGGACAUCCAGGGGGUGGGGGACCUCUACACGGACCCUCAGAUCCACACAGAGAGGGGGACAGACUUCGGAGACGGAAACCUGGGUGUGCGGGGCAUGGCACUGUUCUUCCACUCCCACCUGUGUAAUAAGAUAUGUAAGAGUAUGGGGCUCACACCCUUUGACCUCUCCACUGCAGAGAAAAGCCAUCUAGACUGCACCAACACACUGCUGAAGUCGGCCCAGACGGUACUGAGGGGUAGUGAGGAACAGUGUGGUUUCACUCGUUUUCGUACUAUAUCAGGGGGCCGUGUGCCCCCACUUCUCUCCCACCUGUCAGAGACCUCGUCUGGGGAUGACUCUAUGAGUGACAUAAGUGACUCCAUCCCCUGCUCGCCCCUCGCCUUCCCCGGCUCUCCACUAGGACAGCACUUCUCUAUGGGCUCCAUGGGCAGGUCUCCUCUGGGUUGGUCUUUCAUAAAUGAGAUGGAUGAACGGGAGAAACACAACCGCAGCCACAGCCCAGAACACAAGGACUCAGAGAAUGGAGGAGACAGUGGUUGUCCAAGUGAGAGGAGGAGUGAAGGGGACCCAACCGACCAUGCAGAUGGGGCCCGCCCCCACCGCUACAACAGAUACUACUCUGAGUCGGACGAGGACAGUGUGAGACGGCUGACAGAUGAUAAAUGGAGUGUCUACCACUCGUCUCGUUCUCAUGUCCACCGGCCAUCCUGUGUUGCUGUGGAGAUGGAAAGACUUGACUCGCUGAUCCUGGAGAGGAAGAUUGGCAAGUCCAUCCUGGGGAAGGUGCACCUGGCGAUGGUGCAUUACCACGAGGCUGGUCGGUUCUGUGACAAGGAGGAGCAGUGGGACCAGGACUCAGCCAUGUACCACCUGGAGAGAGCCGCCAUGUGUGGGGAACUAGCGGCUAUCGUUGCCCUGGGACAGUGUUACCUACAGCUGCCACACCAUAUACUGUCAGAGAUGGAGCUAGAGGACAACUCAGGGAGCCGUAUGAAGGGCUUUAAGUUCCUUCUGCAGGCUGCUGAGGCAGGACACAGAUCCUGCAUGAUCCUGGUGGCCAGGGCCUUCGACACCGGCAUCAACCUCUCACCAGACAGGUCCCAGGACUGGAAGGAGGCGAUGAGAUGGUACAACUGUGCCCUGAACAUGACAGACUAUGAUGAGGGGGGCGAGUUUGACGGCAUGCAGGACGAGCCUUGCUACCAGCUGCUGGCCAGAGAGGCUGAGAUGUACCAGGAGGGGGGCCACAGCCUGGACCCAGACCCUCAGAGAGCAGGUGAUCUGUUCACAAAGGCAGCAGACUCAGCCAUGGAGGCGAUGAAGGGCCGACUGGCCAACCAGUACUAUAUGAAAGCAGAGGAGGCCUGGGGCAUGAUGGAGGAAGAGGAGUAGGAGACGGGCUGGCACUCUGCAAGGCCAAAGGAAUUGGCUAAAGCAGAAACAAGCUGGCACCCAGGAUAAUGUUGUGAUGGAUUUUCCUCCCUAAUGGUUUAAAGUUUACAGACACAUUUACUGUGUGAUUUCCAAAAUGCUGUGUGAUUGUUUGAUCUGUAUAUGACCUUUUAUGCAGCCAUCCUCUAGCCUAGCUAUCUUUCUUGGUGCUUCAGAGGGAAUUAUGUCUGGUCCUUGCCUUGUACAUUUUUCCCCUUUUCUAUUCCUGUCCCCCAUUGCCCUUUGGACUAAUGAAUAUGGUUGCAUUUCAGAGGCAAUUUACCUAACUAAAAAUAAGCCAUUCAAACGAGAAAAGUACACUUCCUAAAAAAGAAUGUGCUUUCUAGCUUAAAGGGAUAUUUUAGGAUUUUUUCAAUGAGGCCCUUCAUCUACUUCCCCAGAGUCAGAUGCACUUGUGGAUACCAUUUUUAAGUCUUUGUGUCCAGUAAGAAGGAUGUUGGAGGUAGUUUUGUGUGCCAAUGCUACCUAGCAUUAGCACAAUGACAAAGUCUAUGGGUAUCUGCUAGCAUGCUAGUAGAUACCCAUAGACUUAGUCAUUGUGUUAAAGUUAGCCGUGUUAAUAUUUGUAGCUGAAAUUGUUACAGAUAAUUAGCAUUGUAAGUGUCUACCAUUGUGUUCUUACGGUUGGCAUUGAAUUCAUGAUGGUUUAUACAAAUGAAUUGAAGUUGGUAUAGCCUAAAUAUUUUGAAGUUGGUAUUGUAGUUUAUUCCAUGGGUCUCAUUCAAACCCAUGUUAAUAUAUGGUAAUGUGAAAUGGUUAUAGUAUAAAAAAAAUCUGAAUGCAAGCAUGCUAAGUUGAUUUCAAAGUCUGGUUGGAGUUGAUAGCUAAGCAUCCCGACACUGUACAGCAUCCCUUUCUCAAGGCGUGCUUCAGUUCGGCUGGCCCUUAGCCAAACUCGGCUAGCCAAACUGAACUAGUGUGCUCACAUACACCCUUAAAACACAUUCGCUCGAAAAACAGAACGAAAAGCGCCAAUAGUACUGUUUGUCCAUUUUGAGAUGAAGUAGCAAGUUUACACUUCUUCAGAAUAGUCAGAAAUAAUCUAAGAUAACUCAAGAAAUGUCAUUCAUUUUGAUGUUUUUGCCUAGGAGAUCUUAGAACUGCAAUUUUACAUCUAACUAGGAUGUUUGGUGCAGUAUUAUUUUAUGAAAACGAGUCAUCUCUCGUUGAAUGACAGACAUUAUGGAAGAAUCCCUACUGUUGACCUACAGUAGACUUCGUUCGGCUCCAAACAUCGGCUUGCCUUGAGAAAGAAAUGUGUGCCCGAACAGCCGGGAAAAAACGAAUCGAAGUCCGAAACGUCACAAAAUGUCGUCAUAAUAUAUGCACGAACUGUUUCGGCUGGAAAGUGUGCAGAUGCCUUUUAAAAAUACGGUGACAAUUUCAGAAAUGAAACUGUUACUGCAAGUUCAGGUGAACAAAAAACAACUAAAAUAUAUGAAAAUGUCUAUACAUUUCAGCUAUUUCAAAAACAUUGCUCUGCUAUUAGUAUUUUUACUGUAUAAAUGUUGGGCUCAACGAGAAAAUUCUGCUUACACUGCCCUGCUUAGAGGGGGGCAACGGUCGGCCGAGUGUCGUGUGCGACCUCCGGAGGUAGCGUUCGAGACGUGAGAAAUGUGCAAGUUUACAUUACGAUUAUGUCUCUCGAGAAUCCCUCAAUUCUCCUUAAUACUCUUCAAUGAGAAUAGACCCUUAAAAGGUUCAAGUGUUCAAGGUUCAGGUGUUUUGACUUUUGACUAAAAGGGCCAUUAACUAAAAGGUAAUGGUCCUUUUAUUGCCAUUAAAUGCAUUGGAGAUCAUGUAAAAAAAAAAAUGUAGUUCAAAAAGUAUAAAUGCUCUAAAAUGAAUACAUUCUCAAGCAAUCUAAGUUUGGGCUGGUUGUAUGUUUUUAAAGUUUUGAGUUCAUAACUUAAAUCGUUUAAGCUCUAGAGCGGGCGGAAGAUAUCCAAUAAUAAGAAUGCAUAUUACAUUUUAAGAAAUCUAGAGUGGUCGUGCCUUCAGCAAGCACAUUAAUUAAUGUUUGAUUCAUGAAAUAAAAAUUUCUUGAACAAAUGUUGUUUACUUUGUUGGUUUUGCCUAACACUUUUGUAAUAGAGGGCACUUGUUGCAUUGUUUGCAUACUUGUGUAUAUGAAUGCAUGGAAGUAGCUAUAUGUAAAUGUCUUGACUUUGGAAUAAAUAUGAUUUUAUUGCA